Kalmanozyma brasiliensis GHG001 is the source of this 4467-nucleotide messenger RNA. Its product is annotated as Glycosyl transferase, family 28. NCBI's taxonomy places the organism in Eukaryota, Fungi, Basidiomycota, Ustilaginomycetes, Ustilaginales. The transcript has a single exon. Gene Ontology annotation, molecular function: hexosyltransferase activity; UDP-glycosyltransferase activity. Gene Ontology annotation, biological process: carbohydrate metabolic process. The record is from RefSeq and is a predicted model, not a curated record. The coding region runs from base 1 to 4467 and encodes 1488 amino acids.
AUGGGCCUUCGCCCACUCUUUGGCACGCGCGCUAGCGUCACCAAUGUUCGCGACAGCUUUGGUGCCACUGCAGAGCGGGCAAAGACCGCAGAGGAUGAGCAAGCCAAUCCGCUAGACAACCUUGACCAUGACGCCGACGAUGCCCCAACCUCAUCUGAAGAGCCCGUCUCUUCACAACCACAACAGUCGCAGUCCCAUCAGCAACAAGGAGGUCAGGGUCUGGCCAAGUUUCUCAAUGGCGCCGCUCUCAUGUCCAACAAGGAUGCUCAGUCCAAGGCGCAGGAUCGUCACCACCAAGAUAAGGUCGUUGCACCCGAUUCGCCAGAUCCAUCGCAACAAGCUCAUGGUCCCGACGCUGCGGAUGACACGGCAGCAUGGAAGCGAACCGGCAACGAGGCAGAGACCUCGGAUCAGCAUGAAUCCAACCGCGCUCGAACCAAAUUUGGCCGAACGCUCAAGAAGGUAGACGCCAAGAUCCGUUCCACCAUCGGCGUCAAUGCUCCUCCUACCGCCGAGCAGAUGCGCAGUCCUUAUUCCAUCGGUAACAACGACCACUUGCACAGCCAGGAUAACCUUGGCGCCGCAGAGCUUCUCAACGAUGCCAGACUAGAAACGCUGCAACACUUGUCUGAUGACGAGGAAGAGGAAGACGACAAUGCUGAGGAAGGUGACAUCGAGAGCACUGGCCACGAUUCUGACGACGACGAUGACGCCAGAACCAUCUCCAAUGACGACAAACCUGAUCGAGCUAGCAUGGACAAGCAUUUGAAAAAGCUCGAGCGUGCUGACGAAGACGCGGAAAGGCGCCGUCGAUCCGGAUCCAUGGAUGGUGCUCGCCCAGGCGACAGCGUCCGCACCCACGCACCCGUCGAGAUCUCCUCUGAAGACAAGAUGAAGGCUAUCAUCGACGAGUUCGGCGAGUGUGCUUCUCUUUCUAACCCUAACGAACCCGAGAGGCUCAUUGUGGACCACAGCGGUGUUCUCAUCAAGACCGUUUUCAUCAAGGGCAGCCUCUUCCUCACCAACCGUCGCGUCUGCUUCUUGGCUUACAUCCCGAACGCCGCGAACAGCAACGGGACCGAGCAUCAUCAGGCUGGCUUAAGGAGCGGCAAGGAUUCGAGCGAGAUCAGGGCGCCAUCCGAUCCCAAUGUAGAAAAUCCCAUCCUCAAAUCGGGUCCCGCCAUCAUCCACAGACCAGGAAAGAUGCGACCCAAGCGCAGGGUCUGGAUCGAACUACGCAAAGACGCCUUCAACGCCUACUCGGCCAGCAAUCAGCUGUAUAAGCCCUUGCUCUCGGCUCGUCUCUCGAACCUCUACGCCAUUCUGCCCGUCGACUGGGCGCAACCCAACGUCAUCCGCUUUGUCGAAGGUCUCAAGUACAGCUCCGUCGAGUUCAAGACCCAGGAAGCCGCACUCGACUGGCGCAAGGAGCUGGAAGCCGCCGCAUUCCACGCUCGCAACACUGCAGAGAAGGUUCGCAUCAGCAUUCCUCUUGAACGCGUCGUCGGCAUGGAUACAGCCAACUUCCUGAGCGUCGCGAAAAUUGUGCAUUUCGAUGUGCUCGUCGGCGCAGUCAACGAUGCUGAAGCGCAGAAGAUUCUCAAAGAGCAACGCGAGCGUGCUGACCGACAGCAGUUGGAUCACAGCUGGUCGAGCGGCCAUGUCUUCAUCAACUGUCCCAAGCAUCCGGAGAUCAAGUGCCACGUCACCCAGGUCGCCCUUGGAUUCACACAUAAUCGCGCUGCCUUUGUCGAUCUGCUUCAAGAGGCACUCAAAGGCCCCAAAGCAGCGCAGAAGCAGACUGGAUUCGAAGAAAUGCUGCGCGCCUUGCCCGCUCCUCUUCUCGACUUGGAAGGCGAGAAGGACGUCGAAGACACAUCGACCGAUAGCAACUACUCCUCUGAUGAUCAGAAGCAAUCGCUCGCCGACAGGUUUUGCCACGCGUUCGGUCUUCCGCAUCAGCCCGAAGAACUCCGCCUUGUCAAAGCUCAGCUCGUGCGCACUCUUCACACCCACGGCACCAUGGCUAUCGGACUUGACCAUCUGCUCUUCUGGCGCAGAGCGGUGGGCCGAGACCUCAAGAUCCGAGUGCCGCUCAAUGAUGUCCAAGGUGUCGAUACUUAUCGAUCUAUGCUGUGGCAUCACUACGGCCUCGUAGUCCACAUUCGAGCUCAUGCGGAUAUGCAUUUUGACUUUAUGUCGCAGGAGAAUCGCGACAUGGUGCUCUCAACAUUGAAACGCAUCAUCCAGGCCAUCGAUCAGCGGAAGCAGAAAGCGGAGAGAGGCAGUCUGGACGCAGCGAGCGAUGACAGCAGCAUCACCAAAGUGGAAGCAGCCUCCCACCCUGCAGACGCAAAGAAGAGCGCCAACGAGUCCAUCUUGCUCGACACGGCCCGCGACGUGCCCGUCUUUGAACCGGAUGUGCUCGCCCAUCUGCCCAAGGUGGUCAACAUGGACCGCAACGUGAUACGCGACGUGCUUCGCAUUCCACCCAUGCGCAUCUACUGUCUCACCAUCGGCUCGCGUGGCGAUGUCCAGCCCUACAUCGCGCUGUGCAAGGCGCUCAAGGAGCACGGACACACGCCUGUGAUCGUCUCGCAUCCCGAAUAUCGCGGGUGGGUCGAGGGGCACGGCAUCGAGUACCGUGGCGUAGGCGGCGAUCCAGCUGCACUGAUGAAGCUCAGUGUCGAGCAUCGCAUCUUUUCGCCCGCCUUCUUCAAGGAGAGCAUCGGCAAGUUCCGCGUCUGGCUCGAUGAGCUGCUCCGCGAAUGCUGGGAGGAGUGCCAAGGUGCCGAUCUACUCAUCGAGAGUCCUUCCACCAUGGCGGGCAUUCACGUUGCCGAAGGUCUCGGCAUCCCGUACUUCCGCGCCUUCACCAUGCCGUGGACCAAGACCUCGGCGUAUCCGCAGGCUUUCAGCGUGCCAGCGAUGGACAUGGGCUCGUCAUACAACUCGUCGUCCUAUACGCUUUUCGAUCAGAUCAUGUGGGUCGCCACCAGCGGUCAGAUCAACCGCUGGCGCAAGCACAUGGUGGGCAUCGGCGCCACCGACAUGUCCAAAAUGGACGCUGACUCGGUGCCCUUCAUCUACAAUUUCUCACCUGCUGUCGUUCCCAUGCCCAAUGACUGGGGGGACCGCGUCAAGAUCUCGGGCUACUGGUUCCUCGACAAUCCGGACUCGAACUGGUCGCCGCCUCAGGAGAUGUCUGACUUCCUGGAGCGGGCCAAGAAGGACGGCAAGAAGAUCGCCUACAUCGGCUUUGGGUCGAUCACCAUCGAGAAUGCCGAGGAGGUCUCGGCAAACAUCAUGAAGGCGGUUCGCGAAGCGGAUGUGCGCGCCAUCGUUGCAAAGGGCUGGAGUGGUCGAGGCGGCUCCAAGCCCAAGAAGAAGAAGCAGCCCAAACGCAGCAACAGCUGCCGACCAGCGAUGCAGCACAAGACGUCCGCCGUCUCGUCGCACACCGAGAGCGAGGAUACCGGCACCGAGGAAGAGCACGAGCCCGAGAUCGAGAUUCCCGACGACGUGUUUGUCGUUGACUCGGUGCCGCACGACUGGCUGUUCCCGCAGAUCGACAUUGCCAUGCACCACGGCGGCGCAGGUACCACGGGUGCCUCGCUCCGAGCUGGGCUGGUGACGCUCAUCAAACCGUUCUUCGGAGAUCAGUUCUUCUGGGCGAAUCGAGUGCAGAAGCUGGGCGCAGGUGCAAAGGUCAACGGUCUCAGCGUGCACGAUUUGUCCGAUGCGCUCAAGAGCGCCGCGUCGGACCGGGUCAUGGUGGAAAAGGCGCAGGGGGUGGGUGAAAAGAUCCGAUCCGAGGACGGCGUUGCUACAGCGAUCGAGUUCCUUUACAAGAAUAUCCCGCUUGCCAACCGGCGGACGCAGCGCAAGAUCGAGCGCGAAGCCUCGCAAUCGCACGACGCUGGGACGCCGUCGGCGGGGAUCGGUAAUGCGCUGUCGUUCUUUUCUCAUAGUCGAACGCACAGCGGGAGCUCAUCGAAGGACACGCCCCAGCGUCGAUCUGCCACGAUGCCGCCAACCAAGCCGUCCUCCCCCUCUCCGCUGUCGCCGAUGGGCGAAAAGCGAUCCAUGACGAUCUUCGAAUCGCCCGAGACCGAGGAGCCCAAAUCACCCAGUCUGGCAUCGAAACUCCUCCCCACGCUCCCUUCCAUCAACCCGCUGCCAAGCAACAUGGCUGCCACCCUCAAGGAGAUGGUCACCUUCCAGAAUUCCACCGCGGACACCACAGCGGAUGGCGAGGAUGCCUCCACGCCGGGAAGGUUCAAGAGCUUCCCACCCCGCGUGGAAGGGGAGGAGGAGAGCGACGAGCAGAAGAUGGCCCGCUUGAAGGGGUAUAAGAAUGCCAAAGCGGAAGAUAUUCGAAGGAGGAAGCUGCUCGAGGAACGGCUGGCGAGAGAGAAAAUCGAGCGGGAGGCGAAGCAGGGUGAGGGAGAGAAGGCUAAGCAGUAA